This is a messenger RNA of Aspergillus sclerotioniger CBS 115572, 1116 nucleotides long. RefSeq lists its product as uncharacterized. The coding region runs from base 270 to 851 and encodes 193 amino acids. NCBI's taxonomy places the organism in Eukaryota, Fungi, Ascomycota, Eurotiomycetes, Eurotiales, Aspergillaceae. The transcript has a single exon. The record is from RefSeq and is a predicted model, not a curated record.
UGUAGCGGUGGGAUAAUGGCCGAGGGGGAAGAUCUGAGGCCUCCAUACACCGUGGUCCAUACUUGCAUCGGAGUGGAGAUUGGUGGAUUCACUUGCCUGUCUGACCAGAUCCCACCGACCGAAACCGGUAAAUUACCAGGUCCAGGUCCCAGAUUAAGGGUUCCUUGGCCUUUGCAUUGAUUCUUUUACCAGGCACUGCUCCGCUUCAAGCGCCAUUUCCACAGUCAUCAAUCAAACAAUUUUUAACAUCACCGCGGGGCGGUCUUUCUAUGGGGGUUGACCAGCGUAAGCCACCCCCGGCCGCCGAGGUAAUGAUAUCCCAGGAACCGCGUUAUCCAGGGCAAAAUCCCUCCCUGAGAGAAAGAGGAGACCUAGACUGGAUAGUCGACAAGAGAAAUGGCGUAACAAGGAAUCUCAUUUGUGCGAGGACGUUUCGCAUAGUACGGUCAUCGGCAAAUAAGGUGAGACGGGCGGAAAGGGAAAAGCCCUCAGAUGCAAUGCAGCCUCCACUCUCCAGUGGGAAUCAACGUCCGUCGGUGCAUCUUCAGUCAUCUGAUGAGCAGAAAUCCAUUUCCAUCCUGGAGCACGACGACUUGGAUAUCACGGGGCCCAGGGGAAGAUCAGCCAUCAUGCUUGGCGAGGCCUUCUUCAGACAUCUAUUUGACACGACCAUCGAGGCUGUGCCGCCGUCGAGCAGAUCGCAGCCUCCAGAGGCGAUGUAUCCAAGACAGAGUCCAUCAGUUCAACUCCCCUAUCAGAUCCUGGAUUUACCAUCUGUCUGGGGAGAUGCUCGGCGCUGGGAAGGACUCUCGCUCCAUUGCGGGAGGAUAUCUCUUGAGACUUGGAGAUGAUGAUAUGAUCACCAGCAGCCAUGCUGGUGUCUCCACUUUUGGCCCAUGGCUGACAUUCAUUCUUCCCUGUCAGCUUGGUUCUCUGGCUGGUAUUCCUUUACGCCUUUUUCUUUUUCUUUUCUUUUUCUGUUCUUUACAUUUCCGGGUUGCCCCUCCUUCCCAGUUCCCACAGGUUCCUACUGGGGCUCUCCAUUGGGGCCAACUUCUGGGUAGAUAGUAUGUAGUAUCUAGUCCCCCGCAGUAGAUAGAGGCAGUCGUGCAUCCA